AUGGCGGGGACACGGAAUUACGAUUUUCUAAUCAAACUCCUGCUCAUCGGGGACUCUGGCGUGGGCAAGUCCUGCUGCUUGCUUCGCUUCAGUGAAGACUCCUUUACCCCGUCCUUCAUCACCACCAUCGGCAUCGAUUUCAAGAUCAGGACAAUAAAUCUAGACGGCAAGAGGGUAAAGCUUCAGAUAUGGGAUACCGCCGGUCAGGAGAGAUUCCGAACAAUCACCACCGCCUACUACCGCAAUGCCAUGGGCAUCUUGCUCGUGUAUGAUGUCACCGACGAGCGAUCAUUUAAGAAUAUCAGGACGUGGUUCUCCAACGUGGAACAGCACGCCAGCGAGGGAGUACACAAGAUACUGAUUGGAAACAAGUGUGAUGGCGAAGAGAAGCGAGCUGUAUCUGUAGAGCAAGGGCAACAGCUAGCCGACGAGCUCGGCAUUCCUUUCCUCGAAGUUUCCGCCAAAAACAAUAUCAACGUCGACAAGGCCUUCUACAGCCUCGCCACCGAGAUCAAGAAGGACAUGGACGUAACCAAGGCCGAACAGGCCGGUUCCCAGGGCGUCAACAUAGAUAACCAGAGCGGCGGGGCCGGAGGCUCCUUUGGGAAGACCUGCUGCUAG
This is a messenger RNA of Arthroderma uncinatum, 621 nucleotides long. RefSeq names its product GTP-binding protein. The transcript has 3 exons. Gene Ontology annotation, molecular function: GTP binding; GTPase activity. NCBI's taxonomy places the organism in Eukaryota, Fungi, Ascomycota, Eurotiomycetes, Onygenales, Arthrodermataceae. Bases 1 to 621 code for a protein of 206 amino acids. Gene Ontology annotation, biological process: regulation of exocytosis; protein localization to plasma membrane; protein secretion. The record is from RefSeq and is a predicted model, not a curated record. Gene Ontology annotation, cellular component: endosome; plasma membrane.